This is a messenger RNA of Enterobius vermicularis (human pinworm), 282 nucleotides long. The record is from the annotation of a GenBank genome assembly. Lineage: Eukaryota; Metazoa; Nematoda; Chromadorea; Rhabditida; Oxyuridae.
AUGAGUGGAGAAAGGAGGAAGGGAAGAGGAAAGAGCAAAGGGACUUGGACAACAACGAAGUGGUACACGGAGUUGAAAAAUGACAAAUAUUGUUUCGAUAGUCACUUCAAUUUUGUUGGUUUUAGUGAUGAUGAUGAGGAGGAUGAGGAUGAUGAGGAUGAUGAUGUUGGUGUUGGUGUUGGUGUUGGUGUUGGUAGUGUGUGGCUGCUAAAAAAUCAUCUAACAGCAUUAUCUUUUCUGCCAUAUUUAGUUGGUGGAAGUUUCGAUAAUGUUUUGGGAUAA